AUGAUGAGAUCAUUCACGAUGCUAUGGAUUCUCUUGUUCUGGUUUUGCACAUGUCGACUAAUUCGAGCCAACCCAAUUCGCGGCAUAGAACAACAUCCGAUUAUUUUAAUCCCCGGCGAUGGUGGAAGUCAGGCCUACUGUCACAAGAGUAAUCAACCUGAGAGUAAAUCUACUUUAAUAUGGGUGAAUUUGUGGUACCUCGUUGUUCGACCGUCUGUUAUGGAUCAAAUGAAACUGGUUUAUGAUCCGAAAACGGGUAACACUUCCGAUAUCGGCCCAUGCCAGAUCCGUUUCCCUGGUUGGGGUGAAACAUGGUCUAUCGAGAAUUUGGACACUUGGAAGCAUUCCUUCACCGCGUACUAUCAGUAUCUGGUUGCCGCGUUACGCAAGGAUCCGUUUUAUGUAUCGGGAAAAACAUUGCGUGGGGCUCCGUACGAUUUCCGUCGUACUCCGUAUGAGAAUACUGAUUUCGUUCCAAAUUUGAAGGAACUGGUGGAAGAGACCUAUGCUAAUGCCGGUGAUCGCAGAAUUGUUUUAAUUGGACAUAGUUUUGGAUCAGUGUAUGGUCUACACUUUUUACAAGCAAUGAAUGACUCUUGGAAAAGGCGGUUCAUCCAAUCGUAUGUCUCCAUCAGUGGUCCGCUUGGCGGGUCUGUGAAAGCCAUUCUUCUGGAAGCGUAUGGUGAGUUUGCUAAACCUCUUCGAUAG
Echinostoma caproni is the source of this 708-nucleotide messenger RNA. Lineage: Eukaryota; Metazoa; Platyhelminthes; Trematoda; Plagiorchiida; Echinostomatidae. The record is from the annotation of a GenBank genome assembly.